This is a messenger RNA of Jatropha curcas, 915 nucleotides long. Its product is annotated as NAD(P)H dehydrogenase (quinone) FQR1. NCBI's taxonomy places the organism in Eukaryota, Viridiplantae, Streptophyta, Magnoliopsida, Malpighiales, Euphorbiaceae. Gene Ontology annotation, molecular function: FMN binding; NAD(P)H dehydrogenase (quinone) activity. The record is from RefSeq and is a predicted model, not a curated record. Gene Ontology annotation, cellular component: membrane.
CAAACUAAUUAUAGCCCACUCGAGCGAGACCAACAUAAAUACAAGGGGCCAUUUGUCUUCUUCCCUCUCACAAAUUACUCUUCCUUCUCUCUCUUUUUCUCAAUUACGUUCUCUUCUUUCAUAAUACGUUUUUGCCAAUUGACGCAGAUACACAGACGAACAGAACUCUAUCAAUGGCUUCAAAAAUCUAUGUUAUUUACUAUUCCAUGUAUGGACAUGUUGCAAAACUAGCUGAAGAGAUUAGAAAAGGAGCUGCAUCUGUAGAAGGAGUGGAAGUGAAACUGUGGCAGGUACCUGAAACACUGCCAGAAGAUGUCCUUGGAAAAAUGGGUGCACCACCAAAGAGUGAUGUACCUAUCAUUUCACCCAGUGAGCUUGCAGAGGCUGAUGGAGUUCUUUUUGGUUUCCCUACUCGAUUUGGGAUGAUGGCUGCACAAUUUAAAGCAUUUAUGGAUGCAACUGGAGGACUAUGGCGAACACAAGCACUUGCAGGAAAGCCUGCUGGAAUUUUCUACAGUACUGGUUCUCAGGGAGGUGGGCAGGAGACCACUCCUUUGACUGCCAUCACCCAGCUUGUUCACCAUGGAAUGGUCUUUGUCCCCAUUGGAUACACAUUUGGAGCUGGCAUGUUUGAGAUGGAGACGGUGAAGGGAGGCAGCCCUUACGGUUCAGGAACCUAUGCAGGGGAUGGCUCCAGACAGCCUUCUCAGCUAGAGCUUGAGCAAGCUUUCCACCAGGGGAAAUAUUUCGCUGGCAUUACAAAGAAAUUCAAGGGAACUGCUUGAUUUUUCUUUCUCAUUCAACAUGUAUUGCUAUAUAUACAUUUGAUAUGUCUUUUGGAUUAUACUAUUGUUGAGAGCUUAACAUCUAUUAAUGCAAAACAUGGGUUCACUCUGGCAGUUUUCUUUCCAAUAA